UCGUUUCCUAUCAAACUAACCACACACACACAGUCCAACUCAUACCUGAUUAUCUUAUCUCAUCCAAAUCAAAUCAAUAAACUCAUAUCCCUCCCAAAAAGAAUAAAAAAAAAAAAUGUCAGCCCCAUACCAACCAAAGACCGAGCUCCCCUCCAAGUCCACCACUAACACGCAAACGGAGUCCAACGACGACACGACUACUACCACUGCUGCUCAGAACGGCCAAAACAGUAGCAGCAGCAGCAGCAAGACGCAGAAAACAGAAGCAGAGGAGGAGGCAGCUGAUAGGCUGUAUGAGGAGAGGAUUGAGGAGGAGUAUGCUAAGAGGGAAGGUGGUGCUUGAGCCGUGCUUAUUACGUUGAUGGAUGGAGAAGUGGGAGGAAUCGGCAUGACUGUUUGAAAAUCAGUUGAUUCUCCUAGACAUUAGAGAUGUAUUAUUGCGAUGAUGUGCUUGAAAUAUCUGCGUCUUAGAUAUUUGUACCGAUAAAUAUAC
Molecule: messenger RNA, 493 nt
Organism: Cadophora gregata
Lineage: Eukaryota; Fungi; Ascomycota; Leotiomycetes; Helotiales; Ploettnerulaceae
Exons: 1
Coding region: 116-343 (75 amino acids)
Source: RefSeq, a predicted model, not a curated record